This is a messenger RNA of Fusarium musae, 2235 nucleotides long. RefSeq lists its product as uncharacterized. Gene Ontology annotation, biological process: lipid oxidation. The record is from RefSeq and is a predicted model, not a curated record. Bases 1 to 2235 code for a protein of 744 amino acids. NCBI's taxonomy places the organism in Eukaryota, Fungi, Ascomycota, Sordariomycetes, Hypocreales, Nectriaceae. Gene Ontology annotation, molecular function: oxidoreductase activity, acting on single donors with incorporation of molecular oxygen, incorporation of two atoms of oxygen; metal ion binding. The transcript has 2 exons.
AUGGCUGCAGCACCUCCUCUUGCACCUCGUCCUCCUCAGCUGACCUUGGAUGAGAUUCUCAACUCCAAGGUCAACUAUGCUGUCGAGGACGACCCUCUCGAGGUCUGGGACAAGGGCGUCUUCCUGAAUGAGCUUCUCAGACAGGGAAUCGUCCUCAACACAGACAAGACUGGCGCUCUUGACGGCAAGCUUGUUGCACGCAAGGGUCUCCAGACUGGUACCUACAUGGGUACUCGCUUGGCUCUGACUGAGCUUUACAAGAUCCUCGAAGAAGCCGCCGCUUCUCAUUUCGACACCCAAGGAUUUGAGCCUAUCUUUCCCGUCAAGCGUGAUCUCGCUGUCAAGCAGGACACCUACCAAUGGAGCGACCCCAGCGAUGCAUACCCUCCCCAUUUGAACACCCUUCCCAAGGAUGAGCAGCAAAGCGCGGACGGUGGCCCCAGGAAAGACGGCGUAGGACAAAUCUUUAACAUGACAGAGGUUGGCCUCGUCCAAAAGCUUGCUUUCAUGGUCUCGUUCAUUAUUCCCAAAGAACUCUCAUCAACCGAUGGUCCUUACGUCGGACCAACUCUUGCCGACGUUGAGAAGUACAGCAAGGAUAACCAGCCAAAGGCCGACUCUGAUGCUGCUCAGACCGCGAAGCCCAAUGGUGCUGUUGUCAAUGGCGUCAAGCAAAGUCAGAACGCAGACAUUAUGAAGGGCAGAAACAUGGGCGAGCACGAUGAUUGGUACUCUGAUGCCAAGUUUGCGCAGCAGCACUUCAGUGGUGUCAACCCUUCGACUAUCGAGACUGCUCCUGCUGAGAAGAUCAAGGCUUAUAUUGCUGAGGCAGAGAAGCAAGGCCUUGCUGCGGUGAAGAAGUUGCUCGAGGAUGGCAAGGAUAUCUUGAUUCAGGAUUAUUCCUACUUCCGUGAAGCCACUGGCGUCAAGAACGAUGAAGAGUUCAAGAACACGAUCCCCAACCCUGACCCCAACAGCCAGCCCACCUACCGAUACGCUGCUGCCUCAGUCGUUAUCUUUCAGCUCCACGAGGAUGGCCGCCUCCAUCCAUUGGCCAUCACGCUUGACUACAAGGGCUCCCUCGAUAACUCCGUCACCAUCUUCAACCAGAGAUUGAACCCCGAUGAUAAGGGCAAGAUUGCUGAGAAGGACGACUGGCCUUGGAGAUAUGCCAAGACCGUUGCCCAAACGGCUGACUGGGCACGACACGAAGUAGCCACUCAUCUCGUCGACACGCACAUGGUCGAAGAGGCUAUCAUCGUCGCCACCAACCGAACCAUCCCUGAGCGUCACAUUCUCUACGAGAUCCUCAGCCCACAUUGGUUCCGAACCCUUGCUCUUAACGACGCUGCGCGCAAACUUCUCGUGCCCCUCGUCAUCGCUCGUAUCUCUGGUUUCGCCUCUGGACCUAAGCCUGAUCCCAAGGUCGGUGCUUUUGGACUGGUGAACUGGUCGUACAAGAACUUUAACUUCCAGGAUAAGUACAUCCCCAACGAUCUCAAGAAGCGAGGCUUUGACAUUGAGGGCGAGAUGGGUGAUAAGUACCGCAACUAUCCUUAUGCUACUGAUAUGUAUCUCCUCUGGGGUAUUAUCAGGGAGUUUGUCAAGUCUGUUCUUGAGACGAAGUAUACGUCGGAUGAUGUCGUUGCUAAGGAGGCUUGUAUCGCGGACUGGUGCAAGGAGAUUCAGACCAGUGGCCAGAUUCCUUCUUUCCCUACCAUCAAGACUGUUGAUCAGCUCAUUGACGCUGUAACCAUGUGUAUCCACACUGCAUCACCCCAGCACACAGCUGUCAACUAUCUCCAGGACUACUACUACAGCUUCGUCCCCUCCAAGCCCCCCGCGCUCUGCACUCCUCUUCCCAAGACCCUCAGCGAUCUUAAGGGCUACACCGAGCAGCACCUCACCGACGCUCUGCCCAUCGGUCUCAAGGACGCCAAGUGGAAGGAUUGGCUUCUCGCAGCCCAAUUGCCCGAGCUGUUGAGUUUCAAGGUUGAGGAUAGAUACAACCUUAUCACCUACGCCAAGUCGCUGUACAACGUUAACAAGGACCGCACAAUUACUGAGAACAAGGAGUUGAACUCGGAGGCUAUCAAGGAUGCUGCUGAGAUUUUCUAUAGUCGACUUAAGAAUGUGGGUCUGGCGUUUGACUACAUCUCUGCGAUACAGACUCCUGGUUCUAUUGAGUAUCCUGUUCUUCAGCCAGAGGUUACUGCUGUUUCGAUCUUGAUUUAG